Rhodotorula toruloides NP11 is the source of this 3690-nucleotide messenger RNA. Its product is annotated as protein of lipase, class 3 family. The record is from RefSeq and is a predicted model, not a curated record. NCBI's taxonomy places the organism in Eukaryota, Fungi, Basidiomycota, Microbotryomycetes, Sporidiobolales, Sporidiobolaceae. The coding region runs from base 1 to 3690 and encodes 1229 amino acids. Gene Ontology annotation, biological process: lipid metabolic process. The transcript has 4 exons.
AUGUCCCACGAUGCUUCCACCUCCUCAAACAACGCACUGAAGGCGCCCACUAGUCCUGCGACGCUGCUUAACGAGCGGAACGAGGUCGAGGCCGGUUCAUCAGUGACGGACGAGGAGCGCGACAGAGCGGCUGGGGGAGGGACGGCGGGGGCGGAGGGAGAUGAGAGAGGCGAGUUUGGCGGAGAGGAGGAAGAGGAGGGUGAGGGACUUAUGGGCAAAGGAAGGGAAGGGGCGGAGGAAGUGGAGGAGGAGGACGAGCGGGAUGCGACGCCGAGGGCUUCUCUCGAGGUUUCCUCCCGCUUGUCAGAAGCGGCGGAGGGUGUACCGAUUCGCCAGACGUUGGAGGAUGAGCCAGCGUCUUCUUCUCCGACUUCAACGACGCCCGUACAAUGGACCUUCGUUCCCUCUUCUUCUUCGCCUCUCUCCUUCUUUCCACUCGCCUCGCCCUCCUUAACCUCGGUCUCCACAUCCACCACCCAGCAGCGCCUAACCGACCCUCCCACACCUCUGGCGGUCCCAGGCGGCUGGUCCUCCUCGCGCUGGACCGACGCUCCUUUGCGUUGGCGGGUAUUGGCGAAGGGGAAGGGUCGUGCGAGCUCAGAAGAGGGUGAAGGAGAAGACGAGGACGAGGAUGAGGGACUGAUUCUACCGCCGCCUUUUCUGGCGGACGAUUCGCCGAAAGAAAGUUUCGAUGGCCUCCUCGGCGCCCGCACUUCUCGCCGCCUCUCCCGCCUCGCACGCCACCACGCCCGCCUCUACGCCCAAGGCCGUGCUCCGCCGCCUCCGUUCCCGCACAAUGUCGUCAAGGCGGCGGGGAAGAUCGUUAGGUUGCUUGGACCGCCGGGGGGAUACGAGACGGGCGGGGUGGGGUUGAAGGGGAAGGAGGAGGAGAGGGAAAAGAAGGGAAAGGGGAAGGGGAUAUCCCUUGACCAGGCGGCGCAGAUUGUGGAGACUGCGCUAGGGAAGGAGGGCGCGGAAGAAGGCGGAAGACAGGAGGAGCGGCAGAGGAGGAGGGUCAAGAGGGCUGAGAGCGGGUUGAGGGCUUAUGAGAUUGGAGUUGAGGUUGGAAGGAGGGUUGCGGGACGGUUGGAGAGGCAUAGGAGUAGGAAGGGGCAGGCGGGUUCACAGCCCACCGCAGAGCAAGAGCGGGAGCACGGUUCAGGGAGGGCGGAAUCGCUCGUUGCCGUUACGCCGGCGCAGCUCCUGGGCGUACCGCCGAGUCCGUCGUCCUCCGACGUCUCGAACAAGCGAUCGCCACCAUCUCGGCUCGCCUUUACGGGCGACAUCGACGACCUUUCGCCUCUUCCGCCCGCCGCGCCCGCUCUUCGUCCUCUCAGCAUCCUCGACCUUCCGCCUCUCCCGACUGUCGCGACUCCCUUCAACCUCGACCCUUCGUCUCCCGACGACUAUUUCGCCUUGCAGAGACGCAGAACCAGUAUCUCUUCGAACUCGCCCGCGAAACUCGCCGCCUUUGCAACACCUUCGACUCCGAAGACCCCCUUCAUUCUCCAGCCUCUUCCGAACCCGUCACCCAUGCGAACAGCCCUGCUCGAUUGGAUCAUCUUCUUCCUCAUCGGCUCGCCUCGACCGCCCUCCGUCGCAGGACUCGACACCUCCCUCGCAACAGUCGGCGGGCUGAUCGGCGUCCUCGUCCACUCGCUCGGGUUCCUCUUCUUCGUCGUUUACCACCUCACCGCCCUGCUUAUAUCGAGCUACGGCGCCCUCCGUGCGACCGCGGUCUUCCUCUACUGGGCUGGGUUGAACUUAAGCGGGCGGACGGAGGUCAGCAAGGCGGUGGUCGAAUACUGGCGGACGUGUCGGGUCGAGUGGGACAAGGUGGUUGACGAGGAAGGAGAGGAUACGGUCUCGGUGUUUGCGGUCGUGAAGGGUGUGCUGGAACUGGCGGCCCUGCAUCGGACGACUCGACGACGCUGGCUUCAGGACGGACCUGGCCGUCUCAAGCUGCUAAAUGGCGACAAGGACGCGCCGACUGGACUUGCGACGCCUCGCUUUGGUCCGCUUCGUCGCCGACACAGCGUUGACCUCGAGCGGCCAUCCAUCACACAGCGACAGCAGUCCUGGCGAUGGACGAGCAACGGGGGCGAAGAAGACGGCGAAGGACUCGUCGUGACUGGCCACGAAGGCGGAGUCUUGCAAGGCUCCAUCAUCUCGCACGAGGAGCCUCACUUCUUCGCGAUCACGCCUUCGCAGCGACCGAGAAAAGCGUCUCCCAACAAGCGUGCAUCGAUCAACCAGCUGCUCGAGGAGGAACCGCCGCCGCUCGACCUAGCAGAACCCGGACCUUCCCAACUUCCUGCUUCGCCGCCGUUACAGCCCAUCGACGAACGCGAAGACCCCGUCGCCGACCUCGUCUCGCUUAUCAAGCGACACUGCCGGCUUUCCACCGCUUCCUACGGCCUGCACACGAUGUUGCCCUCGCCUCCCACUCCGCUCCUCACGCCUUCUGGUCAAACUCUGCCGCAUCGUCUCUUUGCACACCUUGGCGGAUUGGCGGACCACCGUAACGUCCUGCAUGUCGCGCUGCAGAAACGGUACACCGGUAUACCAAGCGUCGAGGACGAGAUCGAGGCGACCUACGCGCCGCAGUUCUACGUCCUGCGGGACGACUUGCGCGCAGAGGUGGUUGUCGUGAUUCGCGGCACUCAGUCUCUGGCCGACGUACGAACCGACCUCGACGGCUCGCUCAUCCCGCUCGACCUGCCAGCUCCGCCAACACCCCUGUCAAGCAAUCCCGCAAACGACUCGUCCACAGCACGUUCACCGUUCCGUAUCCACUCCGGCAUCCUCGCAACUGCACGACACCUCCUCUCACCCAGCUCGACUUCUCCCUUGUACUCGAAGCUUGCCGCCAUUCUUGCCGAGCAUCCCCGUUACGGCCUCGUCUUCACCGGUCACUCUCUCGGCGCCGGGCUCGCCUCGUCGCUCGCCAUCCUUCUUGGCGAGUACGAUGAAGCCGAAAGGCGCUGGGUCGUCUCCGACUCAUCGUCGCUCGCAUCGCCCUCCUCGAUGCCCUUCCGUCGCCCAAUCCGGGCCGUCUGCUUCGCCCACCCGACAACCGUCAACGCACCGCUCUCGCGAUACUGCGCCGCGCCCGACAAUCCAGACGGCGUCCCGCUUGUCAUCAACGUCAGUCUCGGCGCGGACGUGAUCUGCAGGAUGGGCAUUCCGCAAGUCAAGGAACUCAGGCGAGCGAUCGGGCGGCUGGACAAGAUGCGAGCGAGAGAGGGCAGCGGGAUCUUGAGCAGUCGACGGGAGUGGGCGAAGCUGGAGCGAGCGGUUGAGGAAGCGCGUGGCCAAGAGCAGGAGCAGCUGGAGCGCAAGAAGGACGAGCUAGAGGACCGAGCGUGGCGACGUCGGUGCGAAGCGGAGGGUUGGCUGGACGGCGGCGAGGCGGUCAAGGAGGAGGCCAUCGACACCGCCAUCCCGGCAGGACGGUGCUACCACCUCGACCACUUGCCCCCAGACGUUGAGAUCAAGCGGCGGGCGGAGCUGCGGGAAGCCCGAAAGGCUGAGGGUCAAGAAACAGGCGCAGACGACGAGGACGAGCCGCUGUGCGCCUUGUACGAGGUGCGCGAUCCGAGGCGGUUCUACGCCAUGCCGCUGCUAGAAGCGGAUCUUGUAGCGGCGCACAUGCCGAAGGCGUACUUAGACCAGGUGGAAUCGCUUUAG